CUUCAAGCAUACAGACAACUCUUAAGAGCAAGCAGAAUUGUUUUUGAUAAAGAUACUAGAAUGCUCAAACUUUCACUCCGACAAAUCAGAACAGAAUUUGAAAAGAAUAGAUUUGAAAAGGAUGCCAACAGAAUUACACAACUCGUUUCCGAUGCCAACCAAACAGCAACCUUCAUUGUUGCUUCCGUAGUGCAAGGAGUUAAAGAAAAUGAA
Messenger RNA from Naegleria gruberi, 213 nucleotides. RefSeq lists its product as uncharacterized. The record is from RefSeq and is a predicted model, not a curated record. The annotation marks the transcript as partial. Gene Ontology annotation, biological process: mitochondrial respiratory chain complex III assembly. The transcript has a single exon. Lineage: Eukaryota; Heterolobosea; Eutetramitea; Acrasida; Naegleriidae.